Messenger RNA from Anneissia japonica, 2448 nucleotides. Its product is annotated as MAM and LDL-receptor class A domain-containing protein 2-like. NCBI's taxonomy places the organism in Eukaryota, Metazoa, Echinodermata, Crinoidea, Comatulida, Comatulidae. Gene Ontology annotation, cellular component: membrane. Bases 1 to 2448 code for a protein of 815 amino acids. The transcript is spliced from 13 exons. The record is from RefSeq and is a predicted model, not a curated record.
AUGACACCCUUCAAGAUGAAGACGGAAGUGUGUCUGUGGGUCCUAUGGCUCUACUGUCUCUGCUACACCUCAGAUAUUCCCUUAUACAAGACAACUGAUGACCUCCUCUGUCCUAAUGCAUCGCAGAUUAUUACAUCUCCUGGUUACCCAAAUGGAUAUAAAAACAACAUGGAGUACAGGUGGACGUUUCGUACCCGAUAUCCGGGAAGUUUGCUCUCGAUUAAAUUCAACCAUUUUGACAUAGAAAAAAACUACGACUAUGUGCUCAUCUUCAGCGACGGUGAGCAGAUUGUCAGCUACACUGGCUCCCAGAUCCCUUCAACAGUGUCAGCAAAGGCACCGUUAACGGUUGUCUUUCAAAGCGAUUACUUCGUAACCUCUAGCGGAUUUGAAGCUGAAAUAUCAGGAAUAAGUAAUGGAAUUUGUUUUGACUUCGAUGAUGGAUGGAGUGGGUGGAAUCCUUAUCCAGUUUCGAGUUCUAGUUAUCAAUCGUUUAAGCGGUCUUCCAGGAAAAUCAUUGGAGAUGAUACAAAUCGUUACUCUGCAUCAGAGUAUUAUUCCUAUAUUGAAUCGUCUUCGGGUAACUCACAACGGUAUGGAUAUUUGGAAAGUGCCGAAAUACCAUCUACUUGGAGUGAUGGUUGCAUUGAAUUCUACUACUACAUGACUGGAGGGGCAUAUCAACAUUUAUAUGUCCAGCAUUAUAUCGGCUCUACUGGAAAGACCCUGAUGGCAUUGUACUACUGCUUAGGCACCGGGUGGCAGUAUGGUCGUUUACAAUUCAUCAGCGGCAGUUCUUCAAACAAAAUAAGGUUUGAGGGGUACGUUGACCAUGGAAGCACAGGAAAUAAAACAAUUCUAGCGAUUGAUGACGUGUACAUCAGUGAAGGGAAAUGUCCGCCCAUCACAGAUGGUACUUGUUUUGGUUAUCAAACAUUGAAGUCGUCUUCUGAAAACCUCGUUGAAAAUGAUACAAAUACUUACUCUGCAUCAGAUGGAAUUUGUUCCGACUUCGAUGGUGGAUGGAGUGGGUGGAAUCCUUAUCCACUUUCAAGUUCUAGUUAUCAAUCGUGGAAGCGGUCUUCUGGGAAACUAACUGGAGAUGAUACAAAUCGUUAUUCUGGAUCAGAUGAUUACUAUACGUAUAUUCAGUCGUCUUCUGGUAACUCUCAGCGGUAUGGAUAUUUAGAUAGUGCCACACUACCUACUACCUGGAGUGAUGGUUGCAUUGAAUUCUACUACUACAUGAAUGGACAUGCAACUCAAUACUUAAAUGUUUACCAUUACACUGGUGGAAAGGCCCUGAUGCUGUUGUACUACUCAGGCACUGGGUGGCAGUAUGGUCGUGUACAAUUUACCGACGGCAGUUCUUCUAACAAAAUAAGGUUUAGAGGGAGAGUUGACCAUGGAAGCACUAGCAGUAAAACAAUUAUUGCGAUUGAUAAUAUUUAUAUCAGUGAAGGAAAAUGCUUGCAUACCCAAGAUGCAACUGUGCCUCCUACAAGUAAUAUUAACUUGUCAACAUUACAAGAUGGGCGAACGACAUCACCAAGCAUGGAGUCAAAACUUAAUGUCAUUUGCAGUGAUUCGUACAUGACAGUGUAUUUGGAUCCUUCAAUUAGUAAAGACGAUAACGUUCACUUUCUUGACCCAACAUGUACGGCUGCCGGAAUUGUUUAUCGAAACGACAGUCGGUGGAUUUAUUUAUAUACUCGCUAUGACCAAUGCCAAACCACACUGACGUCGACUUUAUGGUCAACAACCUACCGUAAUCAGGUUAUUGUAUCUACGAACACGAACUAUGAGAUAUACCGAAAGGAGGAUCUUCACUUUACGGUAGAAUGUGAGGUUAAAAAUAGAGGGAGAGCCGCUGUGGACUUUGCUCCAGAGGGUGCUGGUGAAGACUAUUUCAAGCGAGAAAGUGGGAAUUUGACGUUUACGAUGGCGCUGUUUACCAAUAGUAGUUACUCUACCCCCUAUUCCAGUUGGCAGUAUCCUGUAAAACUGGACCUUGGUAGUAAAGUAUUCGUUGGUGCAAGCGUGCAAACGUUCGGCAAUGACAUGGUCCUGUUUGCUGAUUCCUGUAAGGCGACACCUAACCCCGACUCAGACGCAAGUCCACAAUACCAACUGAUCGAAAAUGGUUGUGGUGUAGAUUCAACAGUUGAUUUUGAUGGCCAAUCAACGAUCAACAAAACAUCUCGUGUCUUCUUUUCAUUUGAAACUUUUGGCUUCAGGGAUUAUUCAACGGUGUUUGUACAUUGCCAAUUAUUUGUUUGCAAUGGGAGUGAUGUCCAAUGUCGUAGGGACUGCCAGCAACGUGGACGCCGUGAUGUAUCUGCACCGAACAAACUAUCUGAUACGAUUCCGAUUGCUAUUGGACCUGUGAUACUAAAGCGACCAGACGACGGUUUAGAUGUUAUCCUUGACACCAAAGGUACAACAUAA